Cercospora beticola is the source of this 3008-nucleotide messenger RNA. RefSeq names its product deadenylation-dependent mRNA-decapping factor PAT1 (gene PAT1). Gene Ontology annotation, cellular component: P-body. NCBI's taxonomy places the organism in Eukaryota, Fungi, Ascomycota, Dothideomycetes, Mycosphaerellales, Mycosphaerellaceae. Gene Ontology annotation, biological process: deadenylation-dependent decapping of nuclear-transcribed mRNA; P-body assembly. The record is from RefSeq and is a predicted model, not a curated record. Gene Ontology annotation, molecular function: RNA binding.
CUCGCCAUGGUCAAUGCUUCCGCCCACAUUGUUUGCCGAGCAGAAUGACUUCAGCACACCUCAACUGAACCCAUCGUUACGGCGUUUGUCUUCCCCAGCAUAGCGAGGCUGUUCCCCAUUGCUCCGAGUUGGCGCCUUUGCGCCGUGCCGCCUUUGUGAUAAAUACCAUCUCGCAGCAACCAGAACGCUCCACGAAUACAGACACCACCACCGCCGACAUGUCGUUCUUCGGCUUCGACACCACCCUGCCUCGCGACCAGAGCGCGCAGCAAUCGAGCUCGCGAGGCAUGUUCGACCAGCGCGAUCCCUUUGCAGGACUCGGCGGCGAUGGAGGUGGCGAAAUGCUUGACUUUGAGCAGACGUAUGACGGACUAGGAGCUCAACUGCAAGAGGCCGGCGAUGACUUCAACGAUGACACUUUCGGCGGCGACGAGCCGGUGACAAGAGAAAGCGUGGGCAGAGACUUUGACUUUGCGGGACAGACGGCCAACAUUCGAGACACCUUGAUCGAAGAGCAGGUCCUGCAUCAAGCACGCCAGCCAUACGCUCAGCCCCGCCCUCCGCAGAAGCCUGCAAAGACAGGCUAUGAGGCCUACAAGCAGCCAGAGUACAUCCCCAAGUUGGAGGCCGAUGCAUCGAUCUGGGGCAGUUCCGUGGCGAAGAAGGCCGAGCCAGCCAGGCAGCCUGAGCCGGCGGCGAGGAUGAUGACUUUGGAAGAGCUGGAGGCACAGAUGCGGGCACAAGCACGCCCUGCACCACCAGUGCAGCAACAGCCGGAUUACCAGAGUCAGUCGCAGGGCUUGAAGAACAUGCUGGGCUUGGGCGGUCCGCCAUCUCAACCCCAAGCGCCGUCACCGUUCGAGCAGCAAAGAGUGCCCCAGAUACUUCAGCGUCCAUCCCCAAUGCAGCAGCAGCAGAUUCCUCAGGAGCUGCCAGCGCAGCCUUCGCCCGGUCCUGGCUUCAACCAGCGUACGCCUCAGAUUCUACAAAGGCAGCCCAUUCCCAAUCAUGGUCGGCCACAGUCACAGGAUUUCCACGGCAUGCCGCCCCAGCAACAAUUCCAGCAAGGGCCUCCUCCAGGCUUUCCUAUGCCGGGCCCUCCAGUCCAACCUCGUGGAGCACCAGUUCUUCCUAUGCAUAGCCGUGGCCCAUCGUACAAUGGCCCGCCAAUAACACAGGCCCAGCAGAUGAUGAACAUGACUCCAGAAGACCGAGAGGCAUACAUGGCUGAGGAAGCCAAACGUGCCAAGCGAAAUCACAAAAUCUUCCUCUUGAGCAAGAACAACGGUCUCAUGACGCCCCAGGACAAGAACUUCAUUACCCGAAUCCAGCUUCAGCAGUUGCUGACUGCCACGGGCGGCAUCGACAAUGAACCGGGCAGCAAGGAGCAGUUGGCCGAGGACUUCUACUACCAAGUCUAUGCUCAAAUACGUGGUCCCCCACGAAGCGGCCCCGGUCAGCCUUUGAACCAGUUCGCUCAGACAUACCUCUUCCAAACAGGCAGCCGCUAUGGUUAUGGUCGUAGUCGGCAUCACCCUCGCGGCGGCGACAAUCACGUGCAGCGCAUGGAACAGCAAGUCGCUCGUGCUGUCGAAGCAGCGAAGUCUCGCCCAAAGAACAAGUCGCUUGUCGUCGAAGGCUCGCUUGGAAAGAUCGCCUUCAGCAACUCCAAGACGCCUCGACCGCUUCUUAAUAUCAAGCGUCCGGAUUCUGCAGAUAUUCGCAAGCACCAUCCCACCAAGCCUGCUGACCGCAAGUCUGCGCUCCGCGAUAUCGAAAACUUGUACACGACGCUCAUGAGGCUCGAAGAUCACGAACGAGAGAUGCCACCACCACCCAAUGAGGAGAGUCCACCCGAGGUCAUAGAAGGCCACAUGAGAUGGAGGAGUGCCAUGCAGGAAUUGAAUGAGCAGCUGUGGGAAGCCCUUCGCAUCAUGGUUGAGAUCAACCCAGCCUCAACCUCGCCACACCCAUUUAUUCAGAUCCUGUCGCACAGCAAAGGCAAGAAGGCAGUCCCUCGCACAUUCCGACACCUCGAUGAUCAGCAACGUCUCACCAUGCUCACCCUCAUUGUAAUCCACCUCGACAUCCUGGACGUCAUUCGUGACGCAUACCCAGCAGCGGACAACAGCGCUCUACCAGCACGCGUGAAAGAAGAGGUCAAUCUUUUCAACCAAGCCGUCAUUCCACCACUGUUCAGCUACGUCAACGAAGCGCCGCUGAAUAUCAUCAUCGGUCUCCUUGGCCUGGUCCUAGAACGAACACCAGUCCAAGCCAUCUCGCGCACAAAGAUCGGCGUCAGCAUUCUCACCAUGCUCAUCUCUCGCGCUGAACUCCUCAAGCAAUCUGCUCCUGCAUCGGAUUUCCAGCAAUUCACGGAAAUGUACGAUCGCCUUUUCGAUACUCUGGACCCUGUCUUGCCUUAUAUUUUCCCGACCGAUGGGCCUGUGUCUGCUUCCGAGGACGUCCACGUUUGGCAAUUCUUGGCUGCGAUGGGUGUUGGUGCUAGUCCCGAUCAACAACAGCGCCUUGUAUUGGGCGUCAAGGAUCGCGUUAUGGAGACUGUCGGUGUGUCGAAGACAUUACCAGAAGAAAUGAGUUUGAAGAGGUUGGCGGAUGUCAAUCUUUUCAUGAGGGCUAUCGGGCUGGAUGUUGAGCUUCUUGGUUGAGAUCUGUGUCAAGUGGUCGACACUAGUUGCCAUUCAUGACAAUCGGGGAAAGGGCACGAUGAAUGACUCGACGAAGGGAGAAGAAGCAUACGACUACUGCUGAACAUGCGCGGUAGCGAAAGAUGAAAGAAGUUUUAUCGAUCGUUGUUGGUUUUGCAUAAACAUUCAAGUAUUCCUGGAGAACUGCUUCCGAAUUUCUCCAUAAUUCUGCCGAACGUCCUAUCCUGUCUGAGCAGUGCUGUCGUCCUGCUCGUGACCUAACUCAAUCCCGAGGUAUCAUCGCCAUAACUUUUUGUUCAAACACGAAGAAGGCGUCGACGAACUUCGAAACAAGCCAGA